Betta splendens (Siamese fighting fish) is the source of this 1638-nucleotide messenger RNA. RefSeq names its product leucine-rich repeat-containing protein 15. Bases 221 to 1288 code for a protein of 355 amino acids. Lineage: Eukaryota; Metazoa; Chordata; Actinopteri; Anabantiformes; Osphronemidae. Gene Ontology annotation, cellular component: plasma membrane. The transcript is spliced from 2 exons. Gene Ontology annotation, molecular function: protein binding. The record is from RefSeq and is a predicted model, not a curated record.
UUCUACCUCCAAUUCCCCCUCGCAACACAAACGCAUCACUACGUGGUGAAUAAUUGACAAGCUCUUCCUCCCUUUGUCGUGUCUCUCGUCAGGUCUGCCAGGCCGUGACAAGUCUGCCCUCCCUCGAGUCCAGCAUGUCCAGUCUCCACCUGCUGCUUCCCGGACGAUGACUCUGAGCAGGUAAACAGACCCUGUAGCAGCUGCUGCGAGCUGUGAAACCAUGAAGGAGUUCCUAUUUUUGCUCGUUGUAGUCAUGGAAGCGUCCUCCGGCUCCCACAACAGCUGGUGUGAACCUGGCUGUGACUGUCAGACAGACGUAAGGUACACCAGCUGCUCUCGGGCUCUCCUCACUAAGCUGCCCAGCAGGAUUUCCCCCAACACCAAACUCCUCGACCUGUCCUUCAACCACAUAACCCUCAUCCCCAAACGUUCCUUCAGCAAAAACCACAAGCUGCAGGUGCUGCUGCUGCAGCACAACAACAUCAGUGUGGUGGAGGACAGUGGCUUCUCUCACCUGGAGUUCCUCAGCAAACUGGACCUGAGCUGGAAUCAGAUCUCCUUCCUGUCUGAGGGUUUCUCCGCGGGCCUGGCGCUACUGCGGGAGCUGCAGCUCGCCCACAAUCGCCUGACGACACUGGACAGCAAGAGUUUCCUCUACCUGGAUGGUCUCCAGAGGUUAAACCUAACCAGCAAUGCUAUCCACACCAUCCAGGUGAGGUCCUUCUCCUCCAUGACCUCUCUGCGACAGCUUCACCUGGAGGACAACCACCUCACGUCGCUGAAGAACGGCAUGUUCUCCAUACUUCGCUCUCUGGAGGUUCUCAACCUGGCUGGAAACCGGAUCAAUGAGACAGAUAUUGGCAUCUUCAAGCCACUUAGCAGUAUGACCUUACUCAACCUGGCCAACAACCAGCUGUCGACCAUAUACUUCAAAACGUUCCUGAGCAUUCAGACCUACAGCACCCACAUUCUCCUGGAGGGAAACCCCUGGCACUGUGACUGUGACCUGCAGAGAUUAUUUCAGAAGCUGCGGAGCAUCCAGAGGCUCUUCCUUGAUGACUACUACAACCUGACCUGCCAGGCGCCCCCUGCGCUGCGGGACUACCGGCUGAUGGAGGUGGACACGGAGCUGUGCAUUGCUGAGACAGUCACUGUGCUCAUCAUCACUGCCACUGUUGCCAUCACUGUGCUUGCGGCCAUGUUAAUGGGUGAGAGGAUGAGGAAGAAGGAGCAGAAGGGGAAACACUGGACACAGCAGGCCGAUCUUUCAGAUGAGUCGGACUAUUGAAACACUCUAUUUUAAAUUUCAUAACCAAGGAUAUUUCUGUCUUUUCUGAGUGCUUCGUAUACACUAUAACUUACCUAAUGUUUUCUCACCCUGCAAUUUUGAUUUUCAGGCAAAGUUUUACUGUCUUCUUUACAACAACAGGCCCCAAAAAGCUUUUCUUUACAGACACAUCUGGUCAUAAGGCUUAACUGCACUAGUGUAACAGGUACUUUACUAAUUUCAUGGAGACACAGACAAUUUCAAAUAACCAAGUAACUUCUAAAGUUUAUAGGUGAGUGUCAUAUGGCUUGCUAGAAAAGUAAUCAAUAAUAUAAACAAAAUAAUCAUAAAUUUUAUAAUCAUAAAUUUAA